Messenger RNA from Colletotrichum siamense, 408 nucleotides. RefSeq lists its product as uncharacterized. The coding region runs from base 1 to 408 and encodes 135 amino acids. NCBI's taxonomy places the organism in Eukaryota, Fungi, Ascomycota, Sordariomycetes, Glomerellales, Glomerellaceae. The record is from RefSeq and is a predicted model, not a curated record. The transcript has 2 exons.
AUGCUUGUUCCCUCUCUUCAGCACGUGGCCACUGUGGCCUUGGCCUGCUACGUCUCAAUCGGCCUUGCGGUUCCCAAUGUGCAGUCAGUGACUGACACGAAGGACCUCAAUGAGAGGAAUGAAGCCGUGGACAGCCCAGAUGUUGCCGUAAGUAAUACCAUCUCCAGAUUAGGCAUUGAUACGGUUCUAACCACUGUGCAGGUCAUCGGAGAGGGAUUGCAAGCUCGUGCGAACAUAAAGCCACCAGCACGCCCGCGUCCACGCCCUCGCCCGCGCCCGCGACCGGCGCCGGCAGUCGUAGUUCCUCUGGCCGUACCGCCUCAGCCUCCUCGUGUCCAAGUGCGACCUCCGCCGAGACCGCCUGCGCGACGACCUCCUCCACCACCACCCCGAAGAAGGCCUCCCUAA